Sporisorium graminicola is the source of this 933-nucleotide messenger RNA. RefSeq lists its product as uncharacterized. The transcript has a single exon. Bases 1 to 933 code for a protein of 310 amino acids. The record is from RefSeq and is a predicted model, not a curated record. NCBI's taxonomy places the organism in Eukaryota, Fungi, Basidiomycota, Ustilaginomycetes, Ustilaginales, Ustilaginaceae.
AUGUCCGCUGCUACACAGUCCGCACCUUCUCCCAACGGCGUCUCGUCGUCGCCUUCCAAGGUCGCCUUUGACCACAGCGCAGCUCUCAAAAAGAUUGCCGCCGUGCCGCUGGUCUCGGACUCGCUCCAUUUUGCACACUCGACCAUCCAGUCGUACCCUCUGCUCACCACCACGUACGGCUACGGCGAGAACCUGUUCAACUCGUCGCUCAAGGCUGCCCAGCCCAUCACCAACCGCAUCCACCCGCAGCUCGCCUACGUCGACUCGCUUGCCGCCAAGUCGCUCGAUUUCGCCGAGAGCAAGUGGAGUUACCCCUUCCACGCCCCCACCCAGGACUUGAUCGACGUAGCCAAGCUGCCCGCCGACACGGCCAAGAGCUACUUCAACGCCUAUACCGCCGCCAUCCACAAGGCGUACGGCGAGCGUCUCUACACCCCCGCCAAGUCGGCGUACGAAUCGCACGUUGUGCCCGCCUACGAUUCGGCUCACACCAAGUUUGACGAGAUCAAGAGUCACAACGCCUACCUGCAGCGCGCCACGGACAUUGUCAAGGAGCUCCAGGCCAACCUGGCCAAGACGCUCGAGACCAUCUCGUCGCGCAGCAAGCAGGAGGGCGAUCAGGCCACCGAAAAGGCGCAGGGCAUCUCGAACGCCAUCUUUGCCGAGCUCGAGCGCGUACGUCACUUUGCCCAGAACUUGCCCGCCGAGAGCCGCAAGCGCGUUGGACCGGUCAUCGAGACAUUCACCGAGACGUACGAGAAGCUGAGCAAGGAGGCGCGCAACCCGGAGGUGCCAGCUAGCACGCGUUUCCUCAAUGUGAUCAAGUUUGUUCGCGAGCAGUCGCUCCCGGCUCUGCAGAAGGCCAUCAUCAACCCUCCCUCCUCCACGCAGCAGAAGGCCGAGUCUGCUGUUGACUCAGCUACCGGCAACUAA